GAAAUCUAUAUUAAUGGGAACUCAAUAAUAAAAAGCACCUUAAACUAAAUAGAUAACUCAAUUCUAAAUUGAGAUUGCCUGCCUAAAAGUUAAAGGCUAUGUGGAAUUGAAUCGAGAUAGACGAACCAAUUAAGCACUAAUGAAAGAAAAGGCUUUAAAUGAGAUGUUGCGUAGUCCUACUAGAAUCAUGGCAGAAGAGUAUCAGAAGUUCCAAUAAUUGGUUCUGGAUGUUAGAUUUUUGGAGACAUGUAACACUGUCGUAAGAUACUGUGAAAUAGUAAAGGAUUAAUCAAUACGAAUCUUUAAAUGCGGAGGAGAUGCUUCUAAAAUAGCAGACAUCAUGCCUUACAUAGAAACUAUCGUCUUUGCUGCUGAUAAUUUGAACUUAGAGUAAGUAAUGGAAUUUAAAGAUCUGAUGAUAUUCUAUUUUGGACCUGGCUUCAAUGAUACCAGUAAAUUAUUAAAUGUCGAUCAAAAUAUCAAAUAACUCUAUAGAACUCCUCUGCCUGAUGCAUAUGAAGUUAAUGAGUUUGCAAUCAAGUUUGCAGAAAAGUAUGGAUUCAGUGAAGAACAACUAAAUGCAUCAGGGCAUUAAUUUAGCUCCAAAUUUUAAAGACCAGCUCAAGGAGGUAUUUAAAUUGAAUAAUAACCUUUUGGACAAUAAUAAUUUAUGCCACCUCCAAACUAAGGUUUUGGAGUACCUUUUGGAUCUCAUCCAGAACCAUUCUCACAGCCAGGAUAUGGUGAUUUCGGAAUGGGCGGAGGUUUUGGCAACCAUCCUUAAGGAGGAUUUGGCAACCAACCUUAAGGAGGCUUUGGCAAUCAACCUUAAGGAGGAUUCGGAAAUCAAACCUAAGGAGGAUUUGGAAAUCAACCCUAAGGAGGAUUUGGUAACCCUCCUUAAGGAGGUUUUGGCAAUUAAACUUAAGGAGGCUUUGGUAAUCCUCCACAAGGCGGUUUUGGUAAUCAACCAUAUUAAGGCUUUGGAACCGCGCCUUAAGGUGGGUUUGGUAGCCAACCUUAAGGUUUUGGUAACCAACCAUAAGGCUUUGGAACACAAGGAAACUUUGGUGGUUAAAAUUAAGGUGGAUUUGGAACAACAUAGGGUGGUAAUUAAACUACUUAAAAUGGUUUUGGAAAUUUAGGUCCAUAAGCAGGAUUAUAUAAUUAACCAACUAAUUAAUAUGGUAACCCAUCUAAUGGAGGAUUCGGUGGAUCCCCAAAUCCUUAUGCCUGUCUCAAUUAAGGCCCACAAAUAUUAGCAAGUUAAAGCAUGAAGGUUCCUUAGACAUUUUAACCUCCUUAAUAACAAUAAUUUCCUUAGGCAACACCAGGAAUUUAACCUUAAUAGCCUGUUGAACAAAAGAAAAAUAAUAGUGAUUAGUCCAAUAUAUAAGCUAUUGAUGAUUUGGAAGCCAGGUUAAGAAAGAUCGAUUAAGGUUUAUGA
Messenger RNA from Paramecium tetraurelia, 1447 nucleotides. RefSeq lists its product as uncharacterized. The record is from RefSeq and is a predicted model, not a curated record. The transcript has 4 exons. Lineage: Eukaryota; Ciliophora; Oligohymenophorea; Peniculida; Parameciidae.